AUGCUCUUCGGCAGCUUUCGGGUGUACCUGGCCCCGAUCGCGCUGACACUGAUGAGGUUUAAGUCAAUCCCCUGCUACGGUGAGAUGGACGACGGAUUCCAGCAAAGACCCGAGAACGCAAUUGACGCGAUCAAGUUGGCGGCCGAUCCUGUCGUGGUUUUGGUCGCUAUGUGGUUUAUUGUGGGCCUUGUGCUGAGGAAGACGGAGCUCAAAGGCGACGUGAAGGAGGCAGUUGACAAGUUACAGACGGGUGCUGCGGCGAUGGUGCCCAUCCUCAUGUUGCUGCUGUUUAUUGACACCAUUCGAGGCUGGUACGACUUCUUCGUGAAAUUUGUGCCACGCAGUGACGUCUCUCGGGGUACGGAUGGUCUGCUCAAUGCUGGGUAUGGAGCACUGCAGAUGUCGUUCGACGUGCUGCAGCUAACUCAAUGA
This is a messenger RNA of Phytophthora sojae, 432 nucleotides long. RefSeq lists its product as hypothetical. The coding region runs from base 1 to 432 and encodes 143 amino acids. The record is from RefSeq and is a predicted model, not a curated record. NCBI's taxonomy places the organism in Eukaryota, Oomycota, Peronosporomycetes, Peronosporales, Peronosporaceae. The transcript is spliced from 3 exons.